AUGGCCUGCACGGGUGACCACCCCGCUCCACCGGCUACGACCCCCGCUCCAGCGAUCGAAGCAUCCCUCUCCCCGCUGCGCCUCCCGCCAUUUUCGCUCUCGAAGUCCGGGUACAUCCUCGCCCACCUGCCGCUCGAGGCCGCGGCGGAGGUCCGCGAUCUCAUCAUUCGGCCUCUCGCUGAACACCCGUACGAUACCUUACGCGACGAGCUCAAACGACGCACGGCUCUGUCCUCGGAAAAUCGCAUUCGACAGCUCCUUACAUCAGAAGAGGUUGGCGACCGCCGCGCCACUCAGCUCUUAUGUCGGAUGCGUGAGCUCGCCGGUAACCCCACCGCCGAAGACACCCUCCUCCACGAGCUUUUCCUGCAGCGACUGCCUCACAACAUCAGAAUGAUCCUCGCCUCGACCGAGCAUGCCUCCCUCGACGAUCAAGCGAAGAUGGCAGAUUGCAUUUUGGACCUCGCAGGUCACCCGGUACCGGGCGCUGUUCCGAAUCUCGCCCCGACUACCGCCGCAUCUUCUGCCGAUCCCACUAUCGCCAUGCUAACGGCCUCUCUCCACCAACUCCAGAGCACUGUUGCCGUUUUGGCGGAACGUGGGGCUGCUACCCAACCUCCCCGAGGUCCCGGCCGCAACGCUUUUCGUCGGCGGCGUACUCCAUCCCGCAGACGCCCACGCUCGCCUUCGCCCGCGUUCUGCUGCUACCAUCACACCUUCGGUGACUCGGCCCGCAACUGCCAGCCCCCUUGUUCCUGGUCGGAAUACGACACCCCCACCCUGUAG
Molecule: messenger RNA, 786 nt
Organism: Ornithodoros turicata
Lineage: Eukaryota; Metazoa; Arthropoda; Arachnida; Ixodida; Argasidae
Exons: 2
Coding region: 1-786 (261 amino acids)
Source: RefSeq, a predicted model, not a curated record